UGUGUGACACUUCUGUGUUUGUUUUCACCCCGGACAGUCGGAAACGCAGCCGCGUGGAUAAUACAAGUGUGAGCACACAGGAGUGAGCGUGGGGGGGGGAAGGAAAAGACGCUGUUCUGUUCGCCAGCCCCUCCCUGUUUUCUUACUUUCCUGAUCAUAUAGGAGUGUGGGGGGGCAACGGCGGGGUACCGAGUUGCGGGAUCAACUCUGUCGACAGGAGCGUAACUGAGAAUCGCCUCCGACUCGAGUCCGAGGGCUCUGGAGCUGCGCGCUACCGCUAGCCGCCGGCUCCUCGCUUUGUUUACAUCGGCUCGACGGAGCGACACGUCGGAACGGGCUCGCAAUACACCUCGUUCCUUGUCCUCCGCUCGCCUCCUCCUCAUUAGUCGUGAAAAUUCGCUCACAGUUGCUUUUAAUCCGAGCGAAUCGCGCAGGAACGAGCUGGCGAUGAGCUACCGACACUCGAGUCGCGGCCGUAGCUCUCAGUAACACGAACUAAUGUUUUCCCUAAAAUUCGCGGUAACAUUUUUACUGCCCCCCCUUCAGAAAAAUAUCAAUAAUUAGUUUUGUCACUGACGCCGAUGUUUUGACAGAAGAAAGAAUCUUAACACUUUGUGCCAUGGAGAUUUAACUAGCUGUCCCUCACUAUGAUUUUUUUUCUUUUUUUUUUCUUUUUUUCUUUUUUUUUUCUUUUUUUGGUGCCCAUUGGCCUGUUGUGGGGUUCCAAGUCCGACAUGUCAUUUGGCCGCACUUAGCUGUGUAAAUAUGUUCUGAAAGAGCCAACAGGAGUGUGAAUGGCAUUGCUGGGAAAGCUGAAUUUGCCCUGUGAAGGUUGGCGGUGAAUGUCUGCUCAGUGUUGUGUCUUUUGCCACCCAUCGUUCCCUUGAAAGGUUUUUGUUGAGGUGCGACACCUGAGCUGAGGAGCGGGAGUGUCGGCUUCACCGAGGGACCCGCAUCUCGGUCGCCUCUGCAUCUUAACGCCGUUGGCUCGAGCCUUCUCGUGGUUCAUCGCGGCUGAAACGUCAGAGAAGCACGCUUGUAUUUUUCUCCCGACUCUGAAAGUGAAAGUGACGGAUCUUCCCAACACUGCCAAGAUAACAAAAAAACAAAGUCUAAAGUCUUUAGUCCAACUUUGAGCUCUCCUUCUACCCUACUGGUUAUUUCUAAACAACCCUUUUGGCUUUGACUUUGGCCGGCAGCAUCAGCAUGGCGCAACAGCAGAUGCCAAGUUCCCAGAAGGCUCUCAUGCUGGAGCUGAAGUCUUUGCAGGAGGAGCCGGUAGAGGGGUUCCGCAUCACGCUGGUCGAGGAAUCGGACCUGUACAACUGGGAGGUGGCCAUCUUCGGACCGCCCAACACACUGUAUGAAGGGGGCUAUUUCAAGGCUCACAUCAAGUUUCCCAUAGAUUAUCCAUACUCCCCGCCUACCUUCAGGUUUCUUACCAAGAUGUGGCAUCCCAAUAUCUAUGAGAAUGGGGAUGUGUGUAUCUCGAUCCUACACCCGCCUGUGGAUGACCCGCAGAGUGGAGAGCUGCCAUCUGAAAGGUGGAACCCUACCCAGAAUGUCAGGACCAUCCUGCUGAGCGUGAUUUCGCUACUGAACGAGCCAAACACCUUUUCACCGGCCAACGUGGAUGCUUCCGUGAUGUUCCGCAAGUGGAGGGAUAGCAAAGGCAAGGACAAGGAGUAUGCAGAGAUUAUCAGGAAGCAGGUGCUGUCCACUAAGGUGGAGGCUGAGCGGGAUGGAGUCAAGGUCCCCACCACGCUAGCUGAGUAUUGCAUCCAGACCAAAGUGCCUUCCCACGACAGCAGCUCUGAUAUGCUCUAUGAUGAUCUAUACGAUGACGACAUUGAGGAAGAGGAGGACGAUGAAGAUGGGGAGGUGUGCGGGGCCGGUGGAGAGAACAGUGGUGAAGGAGGAGACUGUUAUAAUGACGAGGAUGACUCUGGCAACGAGGAGUCCUGACCGUCUUGCCCAUGACACUCUCACACCUUGCCCUUCCCCUUCUGCCCCCAUGUGUCCUAUUAAUGUCCCUCUGCAGGAGCCCUCUCCCUGAAUACGUGCUCACAGGAAUGCACGUGUGCUCCUGCCUGUCUCUCCUUCCUAGUACUCACUUUUCCUUGAUUGCCAUGCUCCUGUCUUCUCUCUUGCUGAAGAAAUGCAUAUGUCAAUAGUGCUGCUGGAUGAUCCCAGUGCUCACCUCUUCCUUCCCAAAGAAUACGUGUACCUGUACACUAUAGCACAGCCACGAACAUGUCUCAUAGCAAGGCUGCUUGGCCACCGAUUCUGUCCAGACACAUUUACUAAGUGACUAGAAGAGCCCCCAAAUAAGUAAUGUCUGUCUAAAACAGUCCUCCCCAUAUGCCAUGGCCCUCUUCCUUCGCAAAGUCAAAUUAGUGUCUUGCCCCUGUUUAGUUGAGCUGUGCAAUGCUCUGUACUGUGACUCAUUUCCCCAUAAUCAUUCUCCUCCAAUGUCUUGUUGACCAACCCAUGCAGAUGUACAUGCUGACUUUGGCAAUGACAUUGUUCACUUCAUUACUGGCCCUAUCAUUCAUCAGAUGACUUUAAUUAUGAGAGUCAAAGAGUCCCUCUUACAGGACUGCAGCAGUACACUCAAAAUUCAUAUUGACAGUAGGUGUGGCCUUGCUCUUUGCACUAGUGGAACUAUCUACCUGGAGGCACGGCUUUUGCCGAAAGUGCUGAUGAAUCUUUGCUUCUGGUUUAUUUCCAUGUUUAAUUUUUACUGCACUUUCUCUCCUUAAAUAUGUUUCAGUACAGCUUGUUAUUCAUGUUACCACUUUUUACGGUGCACUAAGGCCCCAUUGGAGCGAUCCUUUCACCUCCCCAACAUUGGAGUGUCAAAAUGCAGCUGAUGAGAGAUGGAAGUGGCUUCUCUCCGCUUUGUGUGGAAGACUGCACAUGCUCUUUUCUACAGCAGAGAUGUGGACUUGAAAAUCCUAUUUCUCCAGGCCUGUCAAACAGUGCACCAAUGGGGCUGCUGCCUUGUCAGUGGAAUGUACAGGAACAUGACCCCACCAUCAGGAGGUGGUAGGUUUUACUGACCGGAGGUCUGGAGGUGCAUGUGCUAUGUGUUUACUCAUUCUAAAAUUUACCCUUUAGGAAGGACUAAUCACCCUGCACCCAUGGAAACCUUUGCAUACAUAACCACAAAUAAAAAUGCACUUUUUAAUACGGUAACACAGAGCAUGACGCCUCCAGACACGAUGGUGUUUUCAGUGUUACAGGAACUGGCAAGUGUUCAGCAGGUACAUGGGUUUUGAGGAGCCUCCCUCUUGUGUCAAGCCACCUUUCUCUUAGGAAGAACCUGCAUGUCUUGGAAUUUCCUUUCUUGUUUUUUGGUCUUGAUCUGAGAAUUAUCUGGACUGAGCAGCACAUCAGAUGAGGGAGUCUGGGAAGCAACACUUAAUUUUAAGCCCCGGUUAUGAGCCUCAUUUUGUUUUUGUGCGGUCUGCUCCUUUAAAGCUGUUUAAAAAUAGUGAUUUAAAAAAUUUGGACUUGCGCAAUGCACUCUGUAUGUGCUCUGCUGUGAUGCUGUAACCAUGAACAAAAGGCCCAAGCCUGAAGGACAGAGGAGGACGCACUCACACAACCUUGGGAACACAAGUGCAAAGGAGGAUAAGGUUUCAAAACGGCAACAAUAAUUGUAGAAAGGUAGCAAGUGGACAGUGCUACGGAUGUGUGCUAUAUGUAUACAAGGGACAGUGCUCCACACCUAAGGUAAAUGUACCCAAAGGAAAAUACUAUGGAAGCAGGUUUUUGAGGAAAGGCCCUUCCAGGCGCCACACAAUACUGACUCCUGCCACCAGGGAGCAUAUUGCAGGUUUUGGAUGUUAAGUAUGUCUGCUGGCCCCUGCUCCACAAGCAGAGAGAGAACAUGAGAGUAUAACUCUGAAGGACUGCUGGAUUGAGUUUGAGAUCUUUGAGGGACUGCCAACAACAAAGUCAUAAAUGAAACACUUUUUUCUUCCCUCCCCCCCCGACACGGCAACAACAGAAGCAGUAAAUUCAUUUCUUGGAAAGUCUUUCCUCACCUGUCACACUGAUGUUGAGACAUCUUCUUUUUAAACAGUCAAAUGCAAUGAUGGACAAGGAAAAAAAGAACGCAUACCAUAAAUACGCUCCUGAAUAGGAUUUGAAAGCAUUAGUGUUGCUGGGCGCUGUGCAUAGCUGACACCAGCCAAUUUAGCUGUUUUUGUUUCAUUCCCUGUAGUGUGUGUGUGUGUGUGUGUGUGUGUGAGAGAGAGAGAGAGGUGAUAACUUUAUGAAAGUAUUGAGUCACUUUUAAAAAUGAAAAAUUUAUAUUGCAUAGCUUUUUAAAAAUGUCCUGAAAAUGUAUCGCUGGAGUGUGGAAAUGGGAUUGCUGAAAACAAUACAAGUCUUUUGGUUUUCAAGUCGGUGAACUUUGCUUAGUGAAGCCUACUGCUGAGAAACUUCAUUCAUUUUGAGAAGGGUUUUAAAAAAAAAAAAAAAAACCUUGCCUGUCGGCAAAAUAAAAUCUUGUUCAUCCAAAUGCUUUCGGAUGACAAAGGCCUGAUCAGGGCCAACCCAACAUAUGCAUGGAUGAUUUAUUUGAACACAACAGCUUUUGACAGUUUAAUCAUUUACUAUCUUGUCAAAAGGCUUGGAGAUCAAACUUGACACGAUGCAGUUUGAGGUGUGUGUGUGUGUGUGUGUGUGUGUGUCUACAAGCGUACAUUUCAGUGAUACUGAUAUGGGCCAAAGGCAAUUUAGUGACAGGCACAAAUGACGAAGCAGUGUUUUUUAUUCUGAGCAGGAGCUGUCAGCAUGGCCUAUGAUACUGUGAGAUCAUAAUGCAUAAGAAUUAAUGAAACAGGUAAGCAUGAUAUGCAAAAAGUAGUUUAGUGGUACUGCUGGAUUAGGAAGAGAUCUUUAAAGGGUUGUACAGCUGAUGUAAAUGUUUUCAGAAGUCAUUGUCAGGUAAAAGCCAUGCAGUAUUUCAUACAAUUCUGUGGUGUGUUCAUUAAACUUAGUCUGUGUUGAAAUUAUGUUACAUUCAUGGAUUGCUUGCCAAAUUUUAGUGUAAUUAAGAAGAAAAAUUAAACCCGGUGUUAUAAAUACUGUUUUAACUGCCGCUCUGCUGAAGCCAGUGGUUCCUCUUUAGUAAAGACUAAAUUAGAAAUGUUUACUUAAUAAAACUGUGGAAUAAUGUGUUACAUUUUCUCACAUUGGCCUUGUAUGUUGCUUUGGAUAGGAGUGUAGGUUGAGUGAAUAAAGUUUAAAUGAGUAGAUCAAUUUAAAAUGGAAUGAGUACCAGGACAAAGACUCAAGGCUAUUAUCAAAAAAAAAAAAAACAUCCGCCCAGUG
Molecule: messenger RNA, 5346 nt
Organism: Scleropages formosus (Asian bonytongue)
Lineage: Eukaryota; Metazoa; Chordata; Actinopteri; Osteoglossiformes; Osteoglossidae
Gene: ube2r2
Product: ubiquitin-conjugating enzyme E2R 2
Exons: 5
Coding region: 1207-1965 (252 amino acids)
Source: RefSeq, a predicted model, not a curated record